AUGCCUGUACGCAAGAGCCUGGAGCCCGAUCAGGGCUAUUACAUAACCAACCACGACCUCAUCACUGCGAUCGAAUUGGUACUAGGCCAGGCUAACAGCGAAGAUUGCCGCAAGCUCCGUACAAUGGCUGCAGCCAUCAAGAAGAACUUCUCGUCUAGAAGCCCAUCCAGCCUAGUCAAGAUGGCUGUUUUUGACUGCGCCCUGAUUGACUUGAUCAGUCGUACGGAUCCGGCCUGCCUAGGUCAUCUUGUUCAUCCGGUUUGGCUGGCUAGGGAGCUGGCUAGAUUAAACAAGCUAGAAAGGGCUAUAAGAAAAGGCCUGCCUCUUAAUACAGAGGAGGCAGCUUUCCUUACUGCGUUAACAGGUCUGAACUCAGCCUUGUACGAAGAGUGGCUCGAGAAUGUGAUCAUCGAGGCCGAUUAUCUGUACUGUAUCCUCCCGAUCUCUGAGACUAUAAGCGUAAAGGGACAGCGUGUCUGCGAACAGAGUUCUGGGGUGAAGGCGGGGUAA
Molecule: messenger RNA, 510 nt
Organism: Fusarium musae
Lineage: Eukaryota; Fungi; Ascomycota; Sordariomycetes; Hypocreales; Nectriaceae
Exons: 2
Coding region: 1-510 (169 amino acids)
Source: RefSeq, a predicted model, not a curated record